Tribolium castaneum (red flour beetle) is the source of this 2657-nucleotide messenger RNA. It is a transcript of the gene Tace, whose product is annotated as tace. Gene Ontology annotation, molecular function: metalloendopeptidase activity. Bases 111 to 2273 code for a protein of 720 amino acids. The record is from RefSeq and is a predicted model, not a curated record. Gene Ontology annotation, biological process: Notch signaling pathway; membrane protein ectodomain proteolysis. Gene Ontology annotation, cellular component: plasma membrane. The transcript is spliced from 8 exons. Lineage: Eukaryota; Metazoa; Arthropoda; Insecta; Coleoptera; Tenebrionidae.
GGUGCUUGGAUUGACAGAAGACAGCUGUUUUGUGGCAGGUGCGAAAGCAAACAAAAAUGUUGGUCUUGUAAGAAAAAAACAAAUGGAAAUAAAAAUUGAUUAGAGUGGAAAUGGAUUAUUUUUUGCUAUUUACUAUUGUGUUUAUUGGUGUCGAAGGGUCAAUUUAUAAAAAUCUGAAACAUUUUGAGACAAUUCAUGCAAAUGAAAUAACGCACAAAGUUGUUAAAAGGGGCACUACGGACGGCAGUCAUCCUUUUAACAAGAUAAAGGAAGUUAAUUUUUAUACACAUGGACGGGAUUUUCGACUUAUUUUGACUCCUAAGAGGAGCGUUUUACAUUCCAAGUUCAGGGCUUAUGCCGUUGACGGGGACGGGAAAGAAACUUCCGUUCACAUAGACCAUGACGACUUUUACCACGGUCGCGUUUUCGGAGAGACCGCUUCUCAUGUGAGUUUGCACAUGGAAGAUGGUAUAAUGACCGGUAGCAUCCACCUACCUGAAGAAAUCUACCACAUCGAGCCAUCCUGGCGCCACAUUCCGCACUUAGACAACAAAACCAUGAUUACGUACAAACAAUCGGACGUGAAAUUUAGCUGGGACCAUGACGACCUUCCCCCCGGUCAAGUGGGUCCCCGCAUUUGCGGCUAUGUUAAAGAAGGAGACGAACUCGAGGAUGAGUUCGAGGGGCGAAAUCAGUGGACUAGGGAGCACCACAGGGAAAAGAGACAAGUGGAUCAAUACGAAUACACUCCAACGAAGACACGGUGCCCCCUUUUGUUGGUCGCCGAUUAUAGGUUUUUCCAAGAGAUGGGCGCCAGUAACACGAAGACUACCAUCAAUUAUCUGAUUAGCCUCAUAGAUCGUGUGCAUAAAAUCUACAACGAUACGAUCUGGCAAGACAGGCAGGAAGUGGACGGGUUCAAGGGAAUGGGUUUUGUUAUUAAAAAAAUUGUAGUUCACAGCGAACCGACCAGAAUUAAGGCCGGCGAAGCCCACUAUAAUAUGGUGCGUGAGAAAUGGGACGUGAGGACUCUGUUGGAGGUGUUUUCACGCAACCCCCAAAAUAGAGAAGUUUGUUUAGCACAUUUGUUCACGCACCAAACGUUCCAAGCUAGGGACUCUGUAGUUUUAGGCUUGGCGUAUAUUGCUUCACCUAGAAGAGGAUCGCAUGGAGGCAUCUGUACACCGGAAUAUUUCAAGAACGGCUACACCCUGUACCUGAACUCGGGUUUGAGCUCGAGCCGCAACCACUACGGCCAAAGAGUGAUAACCCGGGAGGCGGACUUGGUGACCGCUCACGAAUUCGGCCACAACUGGGGCUCGGAACACGACCCCGACAUCCCCGAAUGCUCACCCAGUGCUAGUCAAGGGGGCUCCUAUCUCAUGUACACCUACAGCGUCAGCGGCUACGACGUCAAUAACAAAAGAUUCUCUCCGUGCAGUUUGCGCUCAAUCCGAAAAGUCCUCCAAGCUAAAUCCGGCCGUUGUUUCUCCGAACCGGAAGAAAGCUUCUGCGGGAAUUUACGCGUCGAAGGCGAUGAAGAAUGCGACGCUGGGCUUUUGGGGACUGAAGACAAUGAUGCGUGUUGCGAUAAAGACUGCAAGUUGCGGCCGAAAGCAGUUUGUAGCGAUAAAAACUCGCCCUGUUGCCAGAAUUGCCAGUAUAUGACCAGCGAGGUGAAGUGCAGAGAGGCGCAAUAUGCGACGUGUGAGCAAGAAUCUAAAUGUACCGGACACCAGUCGGAGUGCCCCAAGAGCCCCCCGAUGGCCGAUGGGACCAACUGUCAGGAACGGGGGAAGUGCAAAGGGGGCAAGUGUAUUCCGUUUUGCGAAACGCAAGGCCUGCAGAGCUGCAUGUGCGAUAUAAUUGUGGAUGCGUGCAAACGUUGCUGCCGGUCCAGCAUUAACGAGACGUGUUCUCCGGUCGACCCACCUGACAUUUUAGCGGAUGGCACGCCCUGUAUCCAAGGGUUUUGCAACAAAGGGCAUUGCGAGAAAACUGUCCAGGAUGUGGUUGAGCGAUUUUGGGAUAUUAUCGAAGAUAUCAACAUCAAUAAAGUUUUGUUGUUUUUACGCGAUAAUAUCGUAGGGACUGUUGUGCUAGUUACUGCCCUUUUGUGGAUCCCUACCAGUUGUGUAAUCAAUUAUGUUGAUAGGAAACGGCGACAUGAAGAGCAGGAACGGCGAGAGUGGAGGAAUAAAAGUGAUUUGAUUCAUCCCUCUGAUAACAGAAGGAUAAUACGCAUAAGGGUUCCGAGGAGGAAUAAUACCUAAUCUGAUUUUUAAUUGUGAUACAUUAGAUUGAGGAACUCAGUUUAGUGUCGUAACCUGAUAUUACCAUUUUCCAAAGUGUUCAUAGGUUAUUGUAAUAAUUCAAGUAUUGUAAAUAACGCUUUAUUGUGGUUAUAUCACUUAAAUGUAUGCGAACAAAUUAAUUUUAUUUAGGUAGGUACUAGAAAAUGUUUCAGUUUCUACGAUAGUCAUAAAAAAGUCACGAUAACGUAUUAUGAUAUUGUUCUAGUGCAGGAAAUACGUACUUAAUGAUUUGUUGUAUACUUAAUUUUUUAUAGAACGUUGUGGACGUACUGAGCGUUCGUUUUUUAACCAACAGGAAACUAAUUUAUUGUAUUUAUUUUAUGAAUAAAUGAUGGAAAAUGA